Molecule: messenger RNA, 844 nt
Organism: Aedes albopictus (Asian tiger mosquito)
Lineage: Eukaryota; Metazoa; Arthropoda; Insecta; Diptera; Culicidae
Exons: 2
Coding region: 296-784 (162 amino acids)
Source: RefSeq, a predicted model, not a curated record
CUUAAUCUCCAAAUUUGAUCUCGGUAAUAACAAAUAACGAACUCAAUCGGUAAAGGUUAUUUUGACUGAAAUGUCGUUAAAAUUUGACAGUUCAUCAAAAAUAACUUGUCAAAAAUAACGAAUUUCGGUUAUUUACGUUCAUUGCUGAUUAUCGGCAAACUUUUUUGCCACAGCAAUCGGCAAUCCUAUCGAGUUGCUGAAUUUCGGUAAAGUGCAUCUGUCAAAAGUGAAAACAAACCGCGUUGCCGGCUGCCAUCUUAGAAAAAGGAAAGGAACAAGGAUUUUUGAAGCUGAAAUGAUUCUCUUCGUUAUUUUGAAGAUGGAGCGCAGCAGGAAGAGUGCCGGAUUCUCGCUCCAAAAACGUGCCAGUGUGUUUGCUGCCGGACUUAACCAGCAGAAGCUAGUAGCCCAAAAACAAAAUGGUCCGUACAAGCAAACCAUCGGAAUAAAGGCCGCCCGCAAAAGUGCUCCCUCGACCGGCAGAGCCGCAUCUUUACCGGUCGGAACGUCUACGAAAAAUCCGUCGCUACCAAAAGUCCGUUGUCGUUCCAGCGCUCGGUACGUGUUUUUAAGACGGAUCUGCGCUUCGAAUGUGCCACCGUUGCUGCCCUGCAGGAAGCAAGCGAAGCGUACCUGGUCGGACCGUCGGAGUGUUCGAGGACACCGCCUGUACGCGAUUCACGCCGAGAACGUCACCAUCACGCGGAAGCGUACGAGGAGUAGGAGCGUAGGAGGAAGUGAUCCCGGAAGAAGUGUGAAAUUGUGUUUUUAUCAUUGUGAUUAGUUAAAUGAAGAAACCAUUUCGAAUUAGAAAAAAAAUCCAGAAAAUGUAUAUUUUUCGUUU